Apodemus sylvaticus (European woodmouse) is the source of this 735-nucleotide messenger RNA. It is a transcript of the gene Gadd45gip1, whose product is annotated as GADD45G interacting protein 1. The transcript has 2 exons. The record is from RefSeq and is a predicted model, not a curated record. Lineage: Eukaryota; Metazoa; Chordata; Mammalia; Rodentia; Muridae. Bases 29 to 715 code for a protein of 228 amino acids. Gene Ontology annotation, cellular component: nucleus.
CCCGCCGCCGCGAGGACCCACAGCCAAGAUGGCGGCACUCGUAAUGCGGAGUCGCUGCCUCCUGCGGCUCUCUGUGGCCCUGGGUCUUAAGUCCCGCAGCUACCGUGCGCCUCCGCCCCCGCGCCGCCGCCCCGGGCCCCACUGGCCAGACCCUGAGAACCUGCUGACCCCGCGCUGGCAGCUAACGCCGCGCUAUGCGGCCAAGCAGUUCGGGCGGCACGGCGCCGUGUCUGGGGUGUCCCCCGCCUCCCUGUGGCCGACCCCGGAGCAGCUGCGCGAGCUGGAGGCCGAGGAGCGAGAAUGGUACCCAAGCUUAGCGACCAUGCAAGAGUCGCUGCGUCUGCAGCAGCAGGCCGCGGAGGCAAAGCGUCAAGCCAGGGAGCAGCAUAUCGCAGAGUGCAUGGCCAAGAUGCCACAGAUGAUUGAAAACUGGCGAAAGCAGAAGCAAGAACGCUGGGAGAAAAUUCAGGCUGACAAGGAGCGCAGGGCCCGGUUACAGGCUGAGGCUCAGGAACGCCUCGGCUACCACGUGGACCCAAGGAGUGCUCGAUUCCAGGAACUAUUACAGGACCUAGACAAGCAGCAACGCAAGCGCCUGAAGGAAGAAAGACAGCGACAGAAGAAGGAGGCACGAAUUGCCGCUAUGGCUUCUGCUGAAGCCCAGGACUCUGCAGUGUCUGGUGAAUCCAGCUCCUCAAAUUCCCUUUCCCAAUAAAGCUGACAGCCCAUAUUCUA